This is a messenger RNA of Neurospora tetrasperma FGSC 2508, 1464 nucleotides long. RefSeq lists its product as uncharacterized. Lineage: Eukaryota; Fungi; Ascomycota; Sordariomycetes; Sordariales; Sordariaceae. Bases 1 to 1464 code for a protein of 487 amino acids. The record is from RefSeq and is a predicted model, not a curated record. The transcript is spliced from 6 exons. Gene Ontology annotation, molecular function: FAD binding.
AUGGCUCGCCUUACAAGCCUGUUGACGGCUGUUGCCGCCGCGGUUGUCGGUACUGCACAAGCAAUCCUUCCCACGGAUUGGACACCCAUCUGCAAAGAGAUCGAGUCCAAGAUCUCGAAUACCAGCGAUGUCAUCUAUCCGCUCCAGGCCGUCUCCUUCACUUUGGCUAUUGCCCACUGGUUCUGGUCGUCCGACGAACAGCCAUCGUGUGUCUUUGCACCUGGGUCUGCGGAGGAUGUGUCGGUUGCGCUGCAGAUUAUUGGCGCGACCAAGACCCCCUUUGCCGUUCAGUCUGGUGGUCACUCUUCAAACCCAGGUUUCUCCAGCACUAAGGGUGUACAUAUCUCGCUCAAGAGACUGAACCAAGUGAAGCUGUCUGCGGACAAGAGUGUCGCCGAGAUUGGCUUCGGUAACAUCUGGACCGACGUGUACAAGGUCCUGGACGGCACCGGCAGGAAUGUUGUUGGAGGAAGAGUGCCCGGCCCGGGCGUCGGUGGCCUCACCCUCGGUGGUGGGUACUCCUGGAAGACGAACCAGUAUGGUAUGACCUGUGACACGGUCAAGAGCUAUGAGCUUGUCCUUCCCAACGGAACCAUCACCAGAGUGUCCAAGACCGAGAACCCCGACCUCUACUUUGCCCUCAAGGGCGGUCUCAACCGCUUUGGCAUCGUCACCUCGGCAGAGUUUUACACCCAUGAGCAGCCUGAGAAGGUGUACGGCGGUCUCGGCAUCUAUCCCACCACUGCUGUCGACCAGAUUCUCAAUGCCACUUCUCAGUUCUCGUACCUGAACAAGGAUCCCCGGACCCAGAUCAUCACCACCCUUGACGGCGGUCCUCUGGGUACCACUGCCGAGGUCCUGUUCUUCCACGAUGGGCCUGAUAAGCCGGCCUCGUUUGAGCUGUUUGACAAUAUCACGCCGCUCGUCAAGACCGUCCAAUCUCAAAGCUUUGUUAGCUUUGUGCAGAGCAUUCCUGCGCAGGUUCCCGAGUUGACCAACAUCCGCGGCGCUUUCAUCACCGUUGCGACUUCCGAGCUCUCGCAGACUUUCCUGGAAGCCGUCAGGCAGGAGACUGAUGACAUGGGCAAGAUCAUGAGUCUCCACGGCGGCAUCACCGUCAGCUACGACCUUGAGCCCUUUACCAAGUACGGCGAGCACGCCACCGAGAGUGCUUUUCCGCACACCGAGUCUCCCCUCCCGCUCUUCAUCUACUUUGCCUGGUCCCUUCCCGAGAACGACGACUUCUGGUACGCCCGCAUGAAACAGACUGUUGAGGCGCUCAAGAAGGUGGCUAUCGACGACGGCAUCUACAGUGAUGCCUUUACCUAUUACCCCAACUAUUCGCUCUUUGACGCCACUGCGGAGCAACUGUACGGUAACGAGAACGCGGCGCGGUUGGCGAGGAUCAGGGACCAGGUUGAUCCGGAUCGGAUCAUGGAGCUGGCUGGUGGAUUCACGAUUUGA